Messenger RNA from Chelonus insularis, 1650 nucleotides. It is a transcript of the gene Inx3, whose product is annotated as innexin 3. NCBI's taxonomy places the organism in Eukaryota, Metazoa, Arthropoda, Insecta, Hymenoptera, Braconidae. The record is from RefSeq and is a predicted model, not a curated record. Gene Ontology annotation, cellular component: plasma membrane; gap junction. The coding region runs from base 1 to 1191 and encodes 396 amino acids. Gene Ontology annotation, biological process: phototransduction. Gene Ontology annotation, molecular function: gap junction channel activity. The transcript is spliced from 4 exons.
AUGACAGUUUUUGGUCUUGUGUCGGCAGUUGCCGGCUUUGUGAAAGUGAGGUAUUUAAUAGACAAGGCCAUCAUCGAUAACAUGGUCUUCAGAGCUCACUAUAGAAUCACGUCAGCUAUCCUGUUUGCCUGUUGCAUUAUUGUCACAGCAAACAAUUUGAUUGGUCAACCAAUCAGUUGUAUAGCCGAUUCAGCAGUAACAGAACACGUAAUUAAUACCUUUUGUUGGAUUACGUCUACAUUUACGCUACCAGCGAAUUCAUUGAAACCUGUUGGUACUCAUGUAGCUGCUCCUGGACUCGGUACAGAUAUUGGAGACAGAAAAUAUCAUUCAUAUUAUCAAUGGGUACCUUUUAUGCUUUUCUUCCAAGGGAUUCUUUUUUAUGUACCUCAUUGGAUGUGGAAACAAUGGGAAGAAGGUAAAGUUCGAUUAAUUUCUGAUGGCAUGAGAGGCACAUCUGUGGAAACAAAGCAAGAACGUCAGGAAAAAACUUCCAAACUUGUAUCAUAUAUCAUGGAUACUUUACAUCUCCACAAUAGUUAUGCAGCAGGUUAUUUUUUCUGCGAAGCUCUUAAUUUCGUUAAUGUUGUCGGUAAUAUUUUCUUUUUGGAUACAUUCCUUGGUGGAGCUUUCCUUACUUAUGGAACUGAAGUUGUCAAAUUCAGUCAAAUGAAUCAAAAUGAAAGAAGUGAUCCUAUGAUUGAAAUCUUUCCUCGUCUAGCCAAGUGUACUUUCCACAAGUACGGUGCUUCUGGAUCUAUUCAAACACUUGAUUCUUUAUGUCUACUUGCUUCAAAUAUUAUUAAUGAAAAGAUAUUUAUUUUCCUUUGGUUCUGGUUUAUCGUUCUUGCAAUAAUGUCUGGCUUAGCAUUAUUAUACAGUAUGGCUGUUGUUUUACUACCUAGCACACGAGAAGCCAUCUUAAGAAAACGAUUUAAAUUUAAUGCAUCAUCUGAAGUUAGCAAUCUCGUUAGAGAAACACAGGUUGGCGAUUUUCUUUUACUUCAUUUAUUGGGACAAAACAUGAAUAUGAUGACAUUUAACGAAGUACUUGACGAAUUGUGUCGUCGUUUUCGAGUUGGUUCAAGUAGUGGUGCAUCACCGGCAUCUGUACCGUCGGCACCAAGCACUCUGGAAAUGUCUCCUAUCUAUCCAGAAAUGGAAAAAUACUCCAAGGAUACAGAGAUUUAAAUUUACUCUUAUUUUUUUGUGAUAAUCAUAGGUGCCUUAAAAAUGACAGCUUAGUGCUACCAGUUAUUAGAAGUGCGAUUCAAGUAUUGAUCAAAGUUUUUUCUCUUGAAUUAAUAAAUAAUUACUAUUUACUUGAUUCAAAGUUAUCAGAAUGAAGAAUAACUUGAUAAAUAUUUAAAUUUAUAGAAAAAAAAAUUAAAAAAAAAAAAUAUUGCCACGAAAGAAAAUCAAAUGGAUUAAUAUGAAAUUAUGUAAAGGUAUAAAAAACAUUACAUAAUUUUAUUUAUAAUGAAAAACUUAGUGCAAUGACAAUACAACGUAGAAUAAUCAAAGUCGACAACCAGAAAGAAAAAAGAAAAGGUCGUCUUGGUUUGAAUCAGUGGGCUGUGACUCGAUCGAUUCUGUUUGUAAAACAAAGUACGACUUGGUAAUUGAAUAUCAAUAUAUUUGAUAAAUUGA